AUGGCCGACGUGUUGCCCGAAGGUUGGAGCGCCUACCAGGACGACCAAGGUCGCACCUACUAUGCCAACAUCACGCCGUCAGCUGACCGGGGAGACCAGCUGGGAGCCUCCGGCGCCUCAAGUGCUCCUGCCGGAGGGCUGGACGGCCCACCAGGCAAUGCACAUUGCGUUGAUUGCUUUGCUACUUUGCUGUGGGCCCUCCGGCCUCCUCGCUACGUUCAGGAUGAACAGGGCCGGACGUUCUAUGCCAACUGCACGACGGGGGAAUCCAGCCCGCAGCCAAGACAUCUCGAAAAAGAGUUUCGUGAGCAGCUUUCUUCCAUGGCUCGUGUCAGGUGGUCCACUUCGCAGGUCCUGAAGCUGGACCCCUCCUGGACAGAGGAGCUCAUGCUUCGCCUCGCCAUGCCGCCAUCCUUCGCCAUGUGCCUCCGGCUUUGGCUUCAGGAGUAUUUUGCUGGACGCUGCGACGUGGUUGACAAGGCUCGCUACGACUCGGUCACAGCUGCUGUGGACGAAGCCCGGUUGCACGCGGUGAGGCUUUGGGCGCCUUGCGGGCGAUUCAAGCGGGGCGAAGCGGUGAGCAUCUGUUCCUCAGAAGUCGCAAGCUGA
Messenger RNA from Symbiodinium pilosum, 609 nucleotides. The record is from the annotation of a GenBank genome assembly. NCBI's taxonomy places the organism in Eukaryota, Dinophyceae, Suessiales, Symbiodiniaceae.